UGUAGAAAAUUUGGUAAUCAACAUCAGUGUUAAUUAAGCCACAUACAGAGCUGGGCAUGGAGAAAAUAAAAUGGAAUUUUCAGAGUCUGGACCAGCUUCACUACGCAGUGAACUCCACGUUACGAUACGCCAUGCAGAACGAGAGAUGUAAACGGUGGUCUAAGGUGAUAGAGACGUAUAACCUGGUCCUGUGGAUGAUCGACCUGAAGAACCUCCCCAAUGAUUACGAGCCCCCAGCUCUCUACCACAUGCUGAUGUAUGAGACAUAUUAUCACAUUGGAGUCGCCUACCAACACAUAGGGGACCAUAAAAGAGCAGCUGACGCCUACACAAACGCCAUCAACACAGUUUCUAUUCCUAAGAAUGGUUGUUUGGCCGGGUGUGUUACCAAUUCCUGUCUGAUGACACCAUUAUACGCAAGAAGAGCUUUUGCAUAUGUUCGAAUAGGUGAUAUGAAAAAUGCAAUGAAAGACGCAGAAAAGGCAGUGGUGCUAGACAGUAAAAACCCUGAUGUGUACUGUAUACGAGCUUUAACAAAAAGUUCAGAUGACAACGAAGGAGCGGCUUUGAAGGAUGUUGAGCUUGCAUUAAAGUUUAAACCCGGUCAUCUUUGUUCCUUAAUGUUGCGAUCAGCACUUACAAAGCCACUGGUUUCACAAUUUUCAAGCUUACUUGCCGUAGUCCAGAAGGUGGAUGCAAUGAAAUCUGAAAAUGAAAGCUGUGCCACAGUUACGAAUUUCAGACACCCAUGCAUUAUGGAAUUUUACGACAAAUACUUGUUUACCCUGUGUGUACCACACACCGUUGUCCAAAUCGACCUGACGCCCAAUAAACCAAGCAAGAAACAGUUAGCAGAAUCACAAAAAGAGGCACCCAAAGACACACUUAAACAGCGACCUUUCUCUGCGCCAGACAGGAUAUCUGUUGAGCCCUUCAAGUGUGGGACAUCUAGUAAUGAAUUUGACAAGAUGGCCACAAGGAGACGAAAAGAUUAUGGGGAGGCAAUCCGGAAACAUAUUAGUCGACCGAAAACAGCAAACGCAUUUUUUGAACAAUUAGAACGUGAACGGAAGAAACAAGCCGACAUAACAGAAAUGGAGAGACGGCGAGUUGUUUCAGCAGGAGUCAAGCGUCUUAAUGAGACUGCAUUAGUUUCCGGUACUGCGCACGCAGAGUCGCAUGCAAAGUUAAACAGGCGCUACCAUUCAGCACCAGUUACGCGCCUGACAGGGACAAAAUUAAAUUCAACGUCAACAACAAUAAAAGAUCUAGAAAGUUCCAAGCCACCAAAGCCACAGAAACCAAGUUAUAAUAAAGAAAACAAAGAAAAUAUUCCAAGGUCUUCCACCAACAAAAAUAGCACAAAGGAUUCUGAAUUACGCAGAAAUAAAUCGGUGACCAUAACGGAAAAUUCUCCGGAUGUAAAGAAAAUCUCCACCAAAAAAUUUACAUUUCCUACUCCAGUGAAUUAUUCAACACCUGUAUUUCAACCGGUGAAUGUUCGAGAUGCCCCGAGGAUGUAUUACAAACCUUGGAAAGGUGAUAUGCUACCUGUUGCAGAAGUAAAUCGACAUAUUCUUGCGCCAUGUUGGAAGUAAUACACAAUUCAAGUACCAUAUGUGACACGGUUUACUUAGAUAUUAUCUUAACAUUGCUAUGAAAGAAUUUUUUAAAUUGAAAUAAAUUCAUGUUUCUCAACUUUAUUUUUCCCCCCGAAAACCUGUACAUGUAUUUUUCUUAAAUUGGAAAAAAAUCAAUCAAUUAUAUCUAAUCCUUUAUAGGUGUACAUUGUCUGCAUGAUUAUUGCAUUAUAGGUGUACCAUUGUUAUGGAUUAUUGCUUUAGAAAAUAUAAUUAAAGAAGAUUGAAAAUAUUGUUGCAAGUUAUAGCCAUGUUUUGUUAUAUGA
Messenger RNA from Saccostrea cuccullata (small rock oyster), 1906 nucleotides. RefSeq lists its product as uncharacterized. The coding region runs from base 57 to 1598 and encodes 513 amino acids. Gene Ontology annotation, molecular function: protein binding. The record is from RefSeq and is a predicted model, not a curated record. NCBI's taxonomy places the organism in Eukaryota, Metazoa, Mollusca, Bivalvia, Ostreida, Ostreidae. The transcript is spliced from 14 exons.